This is a messenger RNA of Haliotis rubra (blacklip abalone), 1350 nucleotides long. Its product is annotated as mucin-2-like. The record is from RefSeq and is a predicted model, not a curated record. Gene Ontology annotation, molecular function: nucleic acid binding. NCBI's taxonomy places the organism in Eukaryota, Metazoa, Mollusca, Gastropoda, Lepetellida, Haliotidae. The transcript has 3 exons. The coding region runs from base 1 to 1350 and encodes 449 amino acids.
AUGUCCCGUCUCUGGGAGAUAUAUCACCAGCAGAACUCAGUGGGAGGUACGGUCCUAGAAGUGGACGACCUCGAGUUACCACUGCUGCGCAAGAUCGGUACAACCGAGUACAUCAUCUGCGUCAUCGAACAGCCACAGAGACCAAGGGAGCUGUUCCAGCAGGUCACGAGAGACUUUCUCCAGAAUCAGAACAUCAAUGUGCUGCCUGGGCCCUCCAAAUCGCAAGACUUAAACCCGAUCGAACAUAUUUGGGAUGCCCUGGACAUGUGGGUGCGACAGCGUAACCAGACAUUUCAGCAACUCGCACAUGCACUACAGCUCUACACCUGUCAGAACACCUUCCCAACUCUACACCUGUCACAAGACCUUCCCAACUCUACACCUGUCACAACACCUUCCAAACUCUACACCUGUCACAACACCUUCCCAGCUCUACACCUGUCACAAGACCUUCCCAACUCUACACCUGUCACAACACCUUCCCAAGCUCUACACCUGUCACAACACUCUACACCUGUCACACUCUACAACAGCUCUACACCUGUCACAACACCUUCCAAGCUCUACACCUGUCACAACACCUUCCCAACUCUACACAUGUCACAAGACCUUCCCAACUCUACACCUGUCACACCUACCUUCCAACUCUACACCUGUCAGAAGACCUUCCCAGCUCUACACCUGUCACAACACCUUCCCAGCUCUACACCUGUCACAACACCUUCCAAGCUCUACAACUGUCACAACACCUUCCCAACUCUACACAUGUCACAAGACCUUCCCAGCUCUACACCUGUCACAACACCUUCCAAGCUCUACAACUGUCACAACACCUUCCCAACUCUACACAUGUCACAACACCUUCCCAGCUCUACACCUGUCACAACACCUUCCAAGCUCUACAACUGUCACAACACCUUCCCAACUCUACACCUGUCACAACACCUUCCCAGCUCUACACCUGUCACAACACCUUCCCAACUCUACACCUGUCACAACACCUUCCCAACUCUACACCUGUCACAACACCUUCCCAACUCUACACCUGUCACAACACCUUCCCAGCUCUACACCUGUCAGAACACCUUCCCAACUCUACACCUGUCACAACACCUUCCAAGCUCUACACCUGUCACAACACCUUCCCAACUCUACACAUGUCACAACACCUUCCCAACUCUACACAUGUCACAAGACCUUCCCAACUCUACACCUGUCACAACACCUUCCAAGCUCUACAACUGUCACAACACCUUCCCAACUCUACACAUGUCACAAGACCUUCCCAACUCUACACCUGUCACACCUACCUUCCUAUCAUAUUACAGCAGCCGCAAUUAUAAACAAUGA